Messenger RNA from Closterium sp. NIES-65, 3273 nucleotides. NCBI's taxonomy places the organism in Eukaryota, Viridiplantae, Streptophyta, Zygnematophyceae, Desmidiales, Closteriaceae. The record is from the annotation of a GenBank genome assembly.
AUGCUGAUUGCGCUUCGCGACGCGCUGGAGAUGCUGGAGUGGCACCUGGACCAGCUGCUACAGUGCGAGGAGACGCUUCAGGAGAAACUUCAGGUGAAACAACAAAAGACACAGCAGCAAAUCAACCAUCUGCGCGCGCCGCAGCGGCAGGGGCGCAGAGCGAGCGCGGGGAAAUCCGGGAUGCGGGGAGUCCACGCAGCCGCCCUCGCGGCCGCUGCGGCUGCCAGAGCGGCCGCGGCGGCAGGAGCCGCGGCGGGUUCCGCGGAGGGGGAGCGCGAGGCGGAGGCGGAGGCGGCGGCGCAGUGGGCGCAGAUGGUGACGGAGUUAAAGAUGGCGGCGCGCAUAGUGGCGUCGCAGGGGCGGUGCCACCAGGGGCGCGAGGCGGAGGUGGUUGCGCGCAUUCAGCAGUUGGCGGAAGACGUCGACUUGGAGCCCUUCCCCUUCCCUUCCGCCCUUUCCCCCCUCCCUUCCGCCCUUGCCCCCUUCCCUUCCGCCCCGCAGCAUAAGUUAUUUUCUUCCUCCGCCUUCUCCCCUCUAUCCGCCGCCCCCAUCCCGGCCUUGCUCCCUGCCCACGCGCCCUCCCCUUCCUCCUCCCCCUCCUCCCUCCUUCCCCAACCCCUCACUCCCGCGCAAGGCCCCGCCGCUGCGCCGUACUCCUCCGCGCAUCCCUUCUCCCCCUCCCCCUCCCCUUUCUCCGCUUCCGCGCUUUCCCCUUCCCCCUCCCCCUUCUCCGCUUCCGCGCUUUCCCCUUCCCCCUCAAAGGAAGCUUCCAUGCAACUUCCGACUUAUUACCAACACCCCGAAGUCGCAGUGAUGGGGGGAGGGGCGGUGGCGGAGGGGGAAGACUCGGACGGGGACAGCCCCACGAGCGGGCAGGUCGGGCAGAAUGACUGGGCGGUGGGCAGGCCGCCGGUCAGGAGAAAAAUAUUCGGGCAAGAAUCUAACGACUCUGCUGCUGCGAGUUCGCCUGGUGCUGCUGGCACAGCGUUAGAGAGCAGCGGUUCUGGUGCUGCUGCUAAGGCGGAUGACUGUGCUGACGCCUCUCUUGCUGCCGCCGCUGCCACUGUCGCGGCUGACUCCUCUGCUGCCCACGCGUCUCCUGAUUCCAUCGCUGCAGCCGCAGCACCACUGGUCGAGCCUGCACAUACCUCUCCAAGCCAGCUCCCCUCAGUUCAACCGCCCUCAGAUGAGCCCUCCACGGGUCUCACCUCUUUGGCUCACCCCUCUUCAGCCGAUUCCCUUCCCCAGUCCCCACCUGACUCUCUUCCCUCCCCUCCCGUCCCCCCGCUAGAAGCCUCUCCGAUACACUCACGCCAACCUCUACCAGACCAAGCUGUGCCGAACCUGGCUGCCGAACCUGACUCGCAGCCUGACCAGCAGGCCGGACAGCAGGCCCGGAACCAGCCGAACCAGAGCUGGGCGCUCCAGCCGAUCAACCAGGUUCGGGCGUUGACUCGUGUGGCGACUGGCGGUGCUAAAGCCAUAGAGGUGGUGGUGGGGAGGGUGGCCCGCCUCUCCUCCUUCCUCCUCCACCCCAUGACUCUCAGCCUGGGCGGUCUUGUCGGUGUCUCCCUUGGGAUUGCCGCUGCUACGUCAGCAAGGAGGGAGAAGGGGGGUGGGCAUUGGGGGGUGGUGAGGCGAGGGGUGUUGGGAGCACUGCCGAGGCCGGGUGCUGAGACUGCUGUUGCCUGGAGGGAGGAGGAGAGGGAGCGGGAGCGGGAAAGGGAGAGGGAGAGUGAGAGAGCGAGGGAGGAGGAGAAAGAGAAGGAAAUUGGGGCGUGGGGAUUGAGCGAGAGGCUGUGGGCAGCGGAGGGGGAUUGGGGGGAGGGAGACGGGUCGUUUGGAUUGAGGGGAUUGGAUGAGGAGGAUGGUUAUGGGAGCGUUGGGGAGGUGGAGGCGGAGGAAGAAGAAGAAGACUCAGACGAGGAAGAGGAAGGGAGGGAAGAGGAGGGUGGUGUGUGGGGCAUCAGUGGUGGUUCAGGGGAGGGUGUAGGGAAGAGCGAGGGGGAAGGGGUGCAGGAGCGGGGCGGGGGUCUCCUUGCGUUCUUGCAGGGGGAAAUGAGGCGACUCAAGGGGCAACCAGACGGGGCAGGUGGGGUGAGCAGAGGAGGAAGCGAGGAGAAGGCAGGGAGGAAUGGGGCAGCGUGGGGGGCAGGGCAGGCGGGGGCAUAUGCUGCUGCAGUGCUGGAGCGGCUGAGGGAGGAGGUGCGCGUGAGAGAAGAGGAACUGGCGAGAGUGAAUGCGAGAGGAGAGGAGCUUGAGCGAGUGAGGAUGCGAGAGCUGCAGCUGCUGCAGGGGCAGUGGGAAGAGGUAGGGGUGGUGGAUGCUGGGGAGGGAGGGGAGGCAGGAGGGGAGGAGAGAGGGGAGGAGAUAGGGGAGGAGGGAGGGGAGGGGAAAAGGGAGGAGAGAGAGGACAGGGGGGAAGAGAGAGAAGAGGGGAAGGGGGAGAGGGCAGGAGGGGGGUUUGGAGUGCAUGUGGAUGAUCCGCUGCUGGCUGCUGUUCUCAGAGACCUCUCCGUGCGCCCGGUUGACUCUGCCCAUGCUCAUGUUGCUGCGGCUGCUGCUGCAGCUGGUGGUGAUGAUGAUGUGGGGAUCACUCCGCUGCCGCGGUUGAACAUCAGCAAGCCCAAGGGAGAGUGGGAUGACCAGAAAGAGCAGCAGCGGCGGAAGAAGCCUCAAGGUGGCUUUGAGCGAGAGUGGGAUGGAGUGAGCAGCCUUAGCAAGCCAGGCUCAAAUGCAUGUGUUUCUGCUGCCGGUGACGCCGGUGUUGCUGGUGGUGGGGGUGACUUUCGGGAUUGUGGAAGCUUCUUGGAAGCAGCACAGGGCUGGCUAGAGAAGGUCCAGGAGGGGAGGUCCCAGAUUGACAGCCAGAUGUUAAAAGCGGGCGGCACACUGCACAAGGCAGGUACGGCAUUACUUGAUGCGCCUCGGAACACCAUCCAUGCCGCAGGCCAGGCGCUGCCGAACGUGAUUCCGAGCCUGCUGCCUUGCGUUGCUCGCAAGUACGAGAGGCUGAAGAGGCGCGGAUGGGUGGGGGUGCUGCGAGGAGGGGGAGCCGGCAACGAGGGCAGGAAUGGGGAGCGGAGCGGGCGCAAGGAUGAAAGGGAUCAUGGUCCACACAAGGCACGACAUGGGGUAAAUGAGACUCCUGGCUUGGUGAUGGUCCCAGGUGUUCCAGUUGGGGGGUCAGGGCAUGGAGGGGAUGGGUUCUGGACAGAUCUGGCGGAGAAGGCGCGGCAGUUGAGCAUUGGACGGAAGAGGGGGAGGGAGUGA